AAGUGUUAAAAUACAGAGUUAAAACUACACUGAAAACAGUUAGAUUAACUGUUAAGGAGUCAACUUUGUAAGAGAGUUAGUGUCAUUGGCCAGUGUUUGGGACUCAACUCCUACAGUGUUAUGAAACCACGCCUCUCCUAACGUGACCUCAUGGAUUUCAGCCACAUUUCAGCAAGGUGUAGAGACGCCAUCUUUCUUUUCGAUGGAAUCCUAGUAUAUGUACUGGAUAAUUAUCUUGACAGUUAUCUUGGUCAUAAUUACCCUAAUAACAACUCUGUCAGUGUUGUGGAUUUUCUUGUGUCAUUCCUAGCUUGGAGAAUGCUUGUGAAAGUAAAGUACAGAGAAAAGCAGAAAUAUGUCAAGGUUACUAACAGUGAUGGGACCUGUGACUACCAGCAGUUCCACCAAGCAGUCGUAGAAAAAUUUGGACUGCCUCCUGACGCUGAGGUCAUUUACAAAGAUUCUUCUGGAACAGAAGUGGACCCGGACAUCUUUUCUGAACUGUUGGAGAAGGGGGAGGAUUUGUUCAAGGUGUAUGUGAAUGAUGAUUUAGAUUUAGAGGAUAUGUCAGUGUCUUCUGAAGCAUCAUACCCCUCAGAUGCCUCCACUGUUAUAUUGGAUGACAGUCCGUGUGAGACUCCAAACAAGAAAAUUAGAAGGGAUGACCAGAGUCAUAGAGAAGCAGUCAAAAAUAUGGUCAAUGAAGUUCUUCAAAGAAAGCCAGGGGGGGAGAAGAUUUUUCAAGAGUACACUAAAACAAAGUCACUGUCAGAUGGAACCAGGAGACAGCUUGUGAAUAUCUUGGUUGCUGACAUGGUGGAGGUGCAUGGACGGAUCCCUUCCCAAGCUGUUCGAGUGAAGUAUGCCCAAGGCAUUGUGGCCUUGUUCCCAUAUCUUGAGGACCCAUUGUCGAAGCAUGGAUAUGAACACUUUUAUGAUGCAGCAUCAGGCUCUGGGUACAUUGCAUGGCGUCUUAAGACUGUACAACGAAGCCUAUCUGAUGGCUCAAGGUCUCGGGUAGCAGUGGAACAAUGCAAUGGUGGUCCAAAGGCUGCAAGAGACUCGGUUUCUACCAUACAACAGUUGACUGAUCGAGAUUGCGAAGAGGCAAUAUCUAUGAUGAAUCAUUCUUCCGAUGAAGCACUGGUUAUGGAGAAAAUGAAGGCCACUUUUGAACACAGACAGAAACUUGUCCGUGAUCCUGACAAGUCAGUAGAUGUUCUGGACACCUUCCCAAGAUUUCUUGACAUACCUGGCCUUAUUGAGCAGGACUUUCUGAUGCUUUUUGGAGAGGAGGCAUCAGGGAAGUUCUUAGCCAGAUGGCCAACGUUUUUCAGACCACACAUCACUGAAGAUGCUAAGGGGCUAGUACCAACUCUACAUGUUGAGGAGCUCCUUAGCUCUGCACAAGGAAAUGAUGGUGGAUGGGACCGUGACAUUGCUUCACUGUGCUUGCUGCUGCAUCUCAUUCCUCCAACAUCUAAGGGCCACAAGAAGUCUGCGAAAAUCAGUGCCCUCCAAGCAGAGGACUACUUGGUGAGGUAUCUGCAGGUUGGUGCAAGCAUUCAAAUCUUCUUGACCAAUCUCGAACCGUCUCAGCCCUUUCUGCUCUGCAUUGGCGAACAGAAGAACAAGAUACAGAAGUUCUACAUCAUCGUGGAUAGCAAGGCAAUUCCAUGCAGAGCACAGACAUCAGUAGCAGCAUUUGACGAGCUGUUCAAAACACACUUUGUUUUUGGAACGUCAUAUAGUGAGGCCCUUGAUGGUUUUUACACUUUCAUACAAACAGCUGUGUACAACAUCGAUGUUGGUAUGGUCAGAGAAAAGCCAAGAGUGAGGGAACUUAGGGCCAGGUUUCUAAAUUUGAAGAAGUAAUAGUACAUAAGUUAUGUUUACUUGUUUUGUUUGCAAAAACGUACAUUCAAAUACAUAUUCAAUUUGCCGCCAUUUAAAGUUUCAUCAUGGCCUAUAUCCAGGAAAAUAUUUGCGUCUUAAUUGUGCAGAGGGUGGAUGCACAUCAGUGUUCGGAACUUACUCUGGCUUUAAAAAGCAUUUAGUUCAGAUUCAUGGAAAUAAAGUUUCUUUCAGUUCCUGUCAAAUAGAUGGUGGGAGAAACGAGAGUGAGGGUCUCUCUGAGUCGGACAGUGGAUGUGAUCGUCAUGAUGGAGUUCUGCACACCUUUGACAAUGAUCUAGCUGUAUGUAAUGAGGAUGAAAGUGGAAGUUUGAUAAAGCAGGGCUCUUCUGGGGGUGAGAUUAACUUGAAUGAUAUGUGUGGGUCUUUAGUUGCACAGUUUCAAGCUAAAAUGGUAGCUCAUAGCACUGUUCAGGCAGUAGUUGAGGCAGUUGAGGAAUUGGUUGAAGACAUACAAACAAAAACAAAGGAGACCAUUCUUAGUAAUAUUCCAUCAGAGCUUUGUGAGACAGUUGAGAGAUGUUUCCGUUCAAUUGAAAAUCCAUUGACAAAAUUCAAUACAGAAGCUAAAAGACAAAGAUACUAUACAGACAAGUGGAAAAUUGUGCAACCAGUAGAAUAUGUCCUAGGUGUUAGAUUUGAUGUUAGACGUGACAAAAAAACUGGGAUGUACAGUCAGGUUCCUGUUACUGAUAAGUGUAUAUAUGUCCCAGUCCUAAAAACGAUUCAGUCUAUGUUCAGUAACCAAGAAAUACUAAAGGCCUUUCAGCAGAUCAAAGAAAACAAAGAUUGCUUUUAUGAAGAUAUUUGUGAUGGUGAACAUGUGAAAAGUAACCGAUUAUUUGCUUUUGAGAAGAGUGCUUUACAGCUUCAGCUAUACUAUGACGAUUUCGAAACAGCUAAUCCCUUGGGGUCCAAAAAAGGGAUCCACAAACUUGGUUGCAUGUAUUUUAUUUUGAGAAAUCUUCCUCCUAAAUUUAACUCUGUAUUAAUGAACAUUCAACUACUUUUGCUUUUUCACACGGAUGACAUUAAAAAGUAUGGUUUUGAUGCUAUUCUGAAACCUUUAGUCGAUGAUUUGAAACGUCUGGAAACAGAUGGUGUACCUACCCCAGUAUCUGAUAGCCCAUUAAGAGGGAGUGUUGUGCAGAUCACUGGAGACAACCUUGCACUUCAUAGUAUACUGGGCUACGUUGAAUCAUUCAGUGCCACAUACUGCUGUCGUUUUUGUUUAGCCGAGAAGGAAGCUUUUCAGAGGAUCUUUUCUGAAGAUCAACCUGGCAUUGUGUUUCGUUCUAAAGAACUUCACUCUCAACACUGCAGCAGUUUAAGGGAAAAUCCACAGUUAUUGUCAAGUUUUGGUCUGAAGAGAGAUUGUUUGUUUAAUAGACUUACCUAUUACCAUUCUUGUGAGAACUUUGCUGUGGACAUCAUGCAUGAUGUCCUAGAGGGUGUGGCCCAGUAUGAACUAAAACUUGUUUAUCAGCAUUUGGUUGAUACCAAAACAAUUACGCUAACUGAUUUGUGUGAACGGAUUCAUGCUUUCAAUUAUGGAUACCUGGAAAGAAAAAAUCGACCAACUGCUUUGAAAAUGGAUGAUAGCAAAGAUCUUGGUCUAAAUGCAUGUCAAGCAUGGUGUUUAUUGCGCAACACACCUCUCAUAUUUGGAGAUCUCUUUGAAAGUACAAGUUCUGUAUGGCACUUAUUUUUACUUCUGUUACAAAUUGUAUAUAUUGUGUUCUCCCCUCGUGUAACUGAAGGCAUGGCUUGUUUUCUAAAGCAUUUAAUUUCAGAGCACCAUAGCCUUUUCAAGACUGUAUUCCCAAGCAAACGACUCAUACCCAAGCACCAUUUUUUAGUUCACUAUCCCCGUUGUAUUAGAAAAAUAGGCCCCCUCCUUCAUGUUUGGUGUAUGAGGUUCGAGGCUAAGCAUAAUUUUUUCAAACGCUCCGUUAAGAACUUCAAAAAUGUAACCAAAACUAUGGUGAAGGCACAUCAGUCACAGAUGGCCUUUUACUGGGAAACAUUUAAUUUUGAAAGAUUUGAGCAUGGACCAAUACAUAUUGAAGUGGUUUCUAAUUUGGAGGGAUAUGAAGUUAUAUGUCAGUGUCUUAAUAUCAGCUCACAAUAUGAUGCCCAUACAACUAGCUGGGUAAAAUAUUUUGGAAGUGAGUAUCAUUUGAGUUUAUUUGUGUGCUGUGGCGUUC
Molecule: messenger RNA, 4121 nt
Organism: Alosa sapidissima (American shad)
Lineage: Eukaryota; Metazoa; Chordata; Actinopteri; Clupeiformes; Clupeidae
Exons: 11
Coding region: 151-1875 (574 amino acids)
Source: RefSeq, a predicted model, not a curated record